This is a messenger RNA of Lytechinus variegatus (green sea urchin), 1651 nucleotides long. It is a transcript of the gene dnal1, whose product is annotated as dynein light chain 1, axonemal-like. Gene Ontology annotation, cellular component: cytoplasm. The transcript has 9 exons. NCBI's taxonomy places the organism in Eukaryota, Metazoa, Echinodermata, Echinoidea, Temnopleuroida, Toxopneustidae. The coding region runs from base 133 to 744 and encodes 203 amino acids. The record is from RefSeq and is a predicted model, not a curated record. Gene Ontology annotation, molecular function: protein kinase binding.
UAAUCUUCAUUUCGUUUCUAUGGACACCCACCACUGUCGGUGUGUCGAGUUGCCGUAGAUUUUUCUGCUAUUUUGAAGACUUCUUCUUCACAAAUUUAUUCCUCCCUUGAUUAAUUAAGCUUGUUGCAAGAAAUGGCCGGAGGAACAAAAGGCACCACAAUUAAAGAAGCCCUUGCAAGAUGGGAGGCAAGGGAACAAGAGGCAAGUCAGUCCCAAGAAAAAAUAAAAGCCAGUGAUGCUAAGUGUGUCAAACUCCUCUUCCAGAUCCCACCCAUUGAUAAAAUGGAUGCAUCCCUUUCAACUCUUAGCAACUGCACGCAAUUGUCCCUUUCAACAAAUGUGAUUGAAAAGAUCGCAAACCUGAAUGGCUUAAAAAACCUGAAGAUUCUAUCACUUGGCAGGAAUCUUAUAAAGAACCUCAAUGGCUUGGAAGCAGUAUCAGACACAUUAGAAGAGCUGUGGAUCUCCUAUAAUUAUAUUGAGAAACUGAAAGGCAUUCAAGUACUUAAGAAACUCAAAGUGUUGUACAUGUCGAAUAAUUCUGUCAAAGAUUGGGGUGAAUUUGAUAAACUCAACCAGCUUCCUUGCCUCGUAGAGCUUGUGUUUGUAGGUAACCCACUGGAGGAGAAUCAUUCGCAAGUAGGAGACUAUGUACCACUAGUCAGGAAGAAGUUACCGGGUCUAAAGAAGUUAGAUGGUGAGCCCCUUGUUGAUGAUAAUAUGGAGCAAGAUGAAGAAGACUGAAGGAAUGAAAAUUUCUGCAGAUGAAUAUUCCUACAACCUUUGUCUAUUUUUUUUUACAUUUUGAAUCCGUCCCAUACCUUUGAAAGAACAUUGUGAAAAUAGGACUUAUUUUCUCCCAAUGCUUUUGGGCACCAUCUUACAAAUAGUUUUUCCGAUCAACCUCAAGUUCAUGUGGAAAUAACAAUAAGUUAUAUAAUUAAUAAGUUAAGUCAUGUACUUAUGGAAAUCCAUCAAUGUCAUAGUUUUUUUUGUUAGGAAAUUUGCACGAUGUCCUUUGAAAAAAAGUUAAGCUUACUGAAUUGUCAAGAAAACAGCAAAUGUAUAAAUAUACAUCAUAACUAAAAAUGUUUUGAAGAAACGUGUAUUUUAGAUGUUGAUUUUUGCUGGCUUUCCAUAGUUGUGGUUGGUGGGUUCAAUCGUAACUCUUUGUAAGAUUGGGCUCUGGUGUUAUCAGUAAAUCCAUAUUUAACAUUUUCCCCAUCAAAUGAUUGUGCCUUCUUUGAAUAUAUAUAUUCUUUCCCUUUACUCUUGAUUUACCCUUAAUCUCCUUAAGCUGUACUUCAUAUCAAUUGACCACUUAAUAUGUAGAUUUCUUUUCUAGUUGUAAGGAUACAUGUACAUGGCCUUACAUUGACAGAUUUAAUUGAAAUUUGAUAUACAGUAUAGUAAUUAAUGUGUAUGUUUGAUUUGAGUUACCGGUAUGUGUGCACCAAAAUGAAAGAAUGAUUUUAUAGAAAAAAAUGAAAGAAAAUUUAUGUUUUUAGCAUGGUGGCUCUAUAUGCCUGUCUCUGAUCAUUCCAAAUUGCUUGUUAUAUUGAGCCCAAUAAUUGAAGGAGUUGCUUGCAAUUUUCUGAGACAAAAUGGACAUUAUUAUUUAUUCUUUUUUUUUUUGGGGGGGGGGCAGGAG